GCGUCUUUAAGGGGGACGGAGGACACAGCCGGGAGCGGUUGGGUGGCGGGGAGGCCGAGGUGCGGGGCUGGGCAGCGGGGCCUGGUGCUUCCAUUAGGGCGCAGCCUGCGGAGCUGCUCCCCGUCCCGGGCUGGCGGAUGGCGGCGGUGGACGACCUGAAGUUCCGAGAGUUUGACGAUGCUGCUCAUUUGCUUGCAGCGAAUCCCGAUGCCACCACAAUAAGCAUCGACGAGCCGGCAGAAGCCCAUAAGAAUCAGCACAGCCGCCGGCAGGAGCCGGGCAGGGAGGAGGACGAUGAGCUGCUGGGGAACGAGUCCGAUAAAACAGAGCUGCUUGCAGGGCAGAAGAAAAGUGCCCCUUUCUGGACAUUUGAGUAUUACCAGACGUUCUUUGAUGUGGACACCUACCAGGUCCUGGAUAGAAUCAAGGGUUCAGUUUUCCCUGUGCCAGGAAGGAACUUUGUAAGGCUGUAUGUCCGCAGCAAUCCUGACCUCUAUGGUCCCUUUUGGAUAUGUGCUACGCUUGUCUUUGCUAUUGCUGUUAGUGGCAAUCUCUCCAAUUUCUUCAUCCACCUGGGCAGGCCGACGUACCACUAUGUGCCCGAGUUCAGAAAAGUCUCCAUAGCAGCAACAACGAUUUAUGCAUACGCUUGGCUUGUUCCCCUUGCUCUCUGGGGAUUCCUGAUGUGGAGGAACAGUAAAGUGAUGAACAUUGUGUCCUACUCCUUCCUGGAGAUAGUGUGUGUCUAUGGCUACUCUCUCUUCGUCUAUAUUCCCACAGCGAUCCUAUGGAUUAUCCCACACAAAGUGGUGCGUUGGGUCCUGAUGGUUUUCUCCCUGUGCCUUUCUGGCUCUGUUCUGGUGAUGACCUUCUGGCCCGCAGUCAGAGAUGACAACAGAAGGAUUGCCCUGGCCACCGUGGGGACCAUCGUCCUGCUUCAUGCCCUGCUGGCUGUUGGCUGCUUGGCCUACUUUUUUGAUGCCCCUGAAGUGGAUUUUCCUGCACCCGUUCUCCCCACUCACAACGGAACAACACUGAUAACAAAGGUGAAAUGAACAGGUGGCUCUGUUCCCGUUCGUUGCCGUUAUUUGCUCACUGAAAACCGGGACAUUUGGUUUAUAAGGAGCAUUGAUCCCCCGCCGUCCUGCACAGCAAUAAAGCGAUGUUGUGGUACCACA
Molecule: messenger RNA, 1178 nt
Organism: Coturnix japonica (Japanese quail)
Lineage: Eukaryota; Metazoa; Chordata; Aves; Galliformes; Phasianidae
Gene: YIPF1
Product: Yip1 domain family member 1
Biological process (GO): vesicle-mediated transport
Cellular component (GO): membrane; Golgi apparatus
Molecular function (GO): small GTPase binding
Source: RefSeq, a predicted model, not a curated record